AUGUGCCCUGAGAGAAGUAAGUCGGUGGUGGUGGCUGCGGAUGACGAGUCAGGUUGCUCAGGUGCGUCUUCAGCUCACCUCACACUUGGGCUUCUCAGGGAGGAGGGGCGGGAGCCCUGGCCCACCGUUAGCACGAUGAUCCUCAGGCUGGUCCUGGCUCUCAACUUCUUCCCCUCAAUUCAAGUAGCAGAAAACAAGAUUUUGGUGAAUCAGUCGCCCAUGCUUGUGGUAAACAACAAUGAGGUCAACCUCAGCUGCAAGUAUACCUACAACCUCUUCUCGAAGGAGUUCCGGGCAUCCCUUUAUAAGGGAGUAGAUAGUGCUGUGGAGGUCUGUGCUGUGAAUGGAAAUCACUCCAAGUCACUUCAGUCUACAAAUAAGGAAUUCAACUGCACUGUGAACUUGGGCAACGAAACAGUGACAUUCUACCUCCAGGAUUUGUACGUUAACCAAACGGAUAUUUAUUUCUGCAAAAUCGAGGUUCUGUAUCCUCCUCCUUACAUAGACAAUGAGAAGAGUAAUGGGACCAUUAUCCAUGUGAAAGAGAAACAUCUUUGUCCAGCUCCCCGGUCUCCUGAGUCCUCUAAGCCAUUUUGGGCACUUGUGGUGGUAAACGGAGUCCUAGCUUUCUAUAGCUUGCUAGCAACAGUGGCUCUUUCUAACUGCUGGAUGAAGAGUAAGAGAAACAGGAUGCUUCAGAGCGACUACAUGAACAUGACACCUCGCAGGCCGGGGCCCACCCGAAAGCACUACCAGCCCUACGUGCCAGCACGGGACUUUGCAGCCUACCGUUCCUGACACGGACGCCUAUCCAGAUGCAAGCCGGCUGGCCCCUCUUCGCCUGCUCAACACCAUUGCUCUGGAUAGGAAAGGACUGCCUCGUCUUCAG
Eubalaena glacialis (North Atlantic right whale) is the source of this 889-nucleotide messenger RNA. It is a transcript of the gene CD28, whose product is annotated as CD28 molecule. The transcript is spliced from 4 exons. NCBI's taxonomy places the organism in Eukaryota, Metazoa, Chordata, Mammalia, Artiodactyla, Balaenidae. The record is from RefSeq and is a predicted model, not a curated record. Gene Ontology annotation, cellular component: membrane; external side of plasma membrane. Gene Ontology annotation, biological process: T cell costimulation; immune response; T cell receptor signaling pathway. Bases 1 to 798 code for a protein of 265 amino acids.